AAGGAAGUUUGGAAUAAAACAGCUAUUGUGAGUGGGGCAGCACCUAGAUGUGUUGACUGUAUGCUGUCGUCUGCUGAUUUAAACUACCACGGAAAUCCAGAGGAGCACUGUAAACACCUGUUCGCGACACGCUGUUUGGAAAAGCUUGUGCCAAGAGUUGAACUUGCUGGGUCCUCAUUACAGCCCUGGUGGGAUCUCAUUCAACUGCUCUGCUUCUGGGUUAUGAAACAUCAGAGUACAGAUACAGAAUGAGCAUAAUGUCCAGCAGCCCUCUGGAGAGCAGCCUCACCUCCUCCUGGGACUCCUCCAACCCCUACCCCGACAUUCACACAGUAAUGUUUGGAUAUUCUGGUCGUCUGUUGCCGUACGAGUCCCAGCCCCAGUUCUGGAGUAAGUACCAGGUUUGGGACUGGGUGCAGCAGAUCAUGGACAUGCACCAGAUCGACACCUCCAGCAUUCCCCUGCAGAACUUCGACAUGGACGGCCAUCAGCUCUGCAGCCUCAGCUACCAGGAUUUUCUGUUAGCGGCCGGCAGUGUGGGUCCCAUCCUCUUCAACAGCCUCUCAGAGCUCAAGUGGAGCGGCCAAAAUCAAACAGAUAUUGGACAUUGUGACCUCAAACAAGAAGCUGACACAUAUCUGUUUUCCAGUCCCAGCUAUCCCUCCACAGAAAUGUGUGAGCCUUGUCUGCACCCUGUCCUGCCUGUUGCCUCCCACACACCCUCCAGCCCCGAAAUUAAAAGAUGUAGUCGUCCGUACCAGGCCAAGAAGGAAAACCAAAGAGGCAUCCACCUGUGGGAGUUCAUCCGGGAUAUCCUCAUAGAUCCAGAGCGUAACCCAGGGCUUAUAAAGUGGGAGGACCGCAGAGAGGGCGUCUUCAGGUUCCUCAAGUCCGAAGCGGUGGCUCAGCUCUGGGGCAAGAAGAAGAAUAACAGCAGUAUGACUUAUGAGAAAUUAAGUCGAGCUAUGAGAUACUACUACAAAAGGGAAAUCUUGGAGCGAGUUGAUGGACGACGGUUGGUUUACAAGUUUGGGCGUAACGCGAGAGGAUGGAGAGAGGUGGAAAAGUGACUGUUUCAUUGUGUAAUUUAUGUAUUUUUUAGAGUUUUCAGCUUGUUUUGAUAACGCGUACUUAAACUGUUUACACGAGUUUGCUUUAAUGUUGUUCUUCUUUGAAUGUUUUUUUUUGUGUGAUGUGACAUUGCACUGAAUAAUCCUCAUAAUGCAUCCUGAAGAGUCUGUAAACCUGUUUACAAGAAAUGCUUUUGUCAUAAUCAAAAGAGUGUGUGUGCUUUCUUUUAAAAUGCUUCCCAGAGGAGAGUGCAUUAGACUUGAAUGUAUGCUACAUCUAUGCUGUGAAGUGUCCUUUGGGAUUACAACAACUGCAGUAGUAGUGAUAACUGCCUCACAUCAUGAAAUCCAACGUGUUUAGUCCGUUUACUGUUCUCUGUUUAAAGACUUGGAUGCAUGCGUCUUUAAGGAAUAAGUCUAAGCGCUCAGUUUCCUCUAUAGCAACCCAUAUUCACACAGGGAAGUGACUUGCUCAAGGACAAAUACGCACUCGGUUGCAGCUGGCUUUGAACCACCAACCUCUUUUCAGUAUCACAAAAUGUUCACUUUUUUGAGUUGUUCUUUGUCAUUAUAAAAACUGGCACUGCAGCAUUUGACAACCAAAGUUACAGGAUUUUCUGGACUAUAAGUCGAACUUUUUUUCAUAUUUUGGCCAGAAAUACGACUUAUACUUAAAUGUGAUUCAUACGGAAAAUAUAUGUUUUUAUUUUCUUCAUUAUUAGGCAUUUUUUGGCUGGUUCAACCUAUACCCCAGUGCGACUUAUACUCUAGAAAAUACAGUACUUGCCCAUGCACUGAUAAAAAAGCAGGAAUUUAACUACCAACCUCUUACCUGAGUGAAUACACAGAUAAUAGCAAGUCAUUUUUCAACAUCGCAAAACAUUCAUAGGUUUUUCAGUUGUGCUUUGUCAUUAUAAAAACUGGCACUGCAGCAUUUGACAACCAAAGUUACCGAAUUUUCCAAACUUUUUUUCAUAGCUUGGCCAGAAGUGCAACUUAUACUCAGAUGUGAUUUAUAUGUUUUUAUUUUCUUCAUUAUUAUGCAUUUUUUGGCUGUUGUGACUUAUACUCUAGAAAAUAAACUACUUGCCCAAGGACAAAUAUGCACUGAUAAAAAGCUAGAAUUGAACCACCAACUUCUUAUCUGAGUGAAUAGAUAGAAAAUAGUAGGUCACUUUCAAAAUCACAAAACAUCCGCUGGUUUUUCAGUUGUGCUUUUUCAUUAUAAAAACUGGCACUUGUAGCAUUUGACAACCAAAGUUACAGGAUUUUCCGCACUUUUUUUCAUAGUUUGGCCGAGGGUGCAGCUUAUAUUCAGAUGUGAUUUAUAUGUGAAAUAUAUGUUGUUGUUUUUUUCAUUAUUAUGCUUUUUUUUUUUUGUUUUUUUGUUUUUUUGGCUGGUGCGACUUAUACUCCAGUGCAACAUAUACUCCAGAAAAUGCCCAAGGACAAAAUAUGCAUUAGUUGAAGCUGGAAUUGAACCACCAACCUCUUACCUGAGUGUAAAAAAAUUGAGAAAAGUAGGACACUUUUCAGUAUCACAAAACAUUCACAGGUUUUUGAAUUGUGCUUUGUCACUGGCACUGCAGCAUUUGACAACCAAAGUUAUUUACCCAUGGACAAAUAUGCACUGAUAAAAAGCUGGAAU
Periophthalmus magnuspinnatus is the source of this 2718-nucleotide messenger RNA. It is a transcript of the gene ehf, whose product is annotated as ets homologous factor. The transcript has 9 exons. Gene Ontology annotation, cellular component: nucleus. Gene Ontology annotation, molecular function: sequence-specific DNA binding; DNA-binding transcription factor activity, RNA polymerase II-specific. Bases 249 to 1070 code for a protein of 273 amino acids. Gene Ontology annotation, biological process: regulation of transcription by RNA polymerase II; cell differentiation. Lineage: Eukaryota; Metazoa; Chordata; Actinopteri; Gobiiformes; Gobiidae. The record is from RefSeq and is a predicted model, not a curated record.